Molecule: messenger RNA, 630 nt
Organism: Hibiscus syriacus
Lineage: Eukaryota; Viridiplantae; Streptophyta; Magnoliopsida; Malvales; Malvaceae
Exons: 1
Coding region: 1-630 (209 amino acids)
Source: RefSeq, a predicted model, not a curated record
AUGAACGGUUGUGAGAAGUGGAGCAUGGUUGGCUACACGGAUGGUGCACAAGAUAAGACGGUGAUCAACUCAAUAAUGCUAAGAUUCCGGCCUAUAGCUCCUAAACCGGUCUCCGGAGACUCCGUUUCCGAUGGGGCUCGGAUUGAUAACAAAAAUUUGUUGCUUUGUAAGCCAAGAGCUAAAAGAAAGUACGCUAAGGUUCGAAAGAAUAAUAUCAGGAGAAAGAAAAGAUCAUCAUCAGAUCCACUUCAUCACGAUGAAGCUUCUAAGAAUCCUGAAAAUAUCGUUACUUUGCAGUUAUUACCAGAGAAAACUGAAGGGAACAGAUCGGUUAACAAUCAAAACGGUAGAGUUUUGGAGGAAAAUCAAGAUCCUGUUUAUUUAUGUAACUUGAACUUCAACAACCUUUGGUUUGAUAGCAUGGGAGUUGUAGAAGAGCCCGAUCGAACGGUUUUGACGGUUCAAAGGGGGAAGGAAAUGGUGGUGGAAUCGUGUGUGACGGUGGAGAGCGUGACGGACAGUUGCAUGGAAGUGAGGGAGUUAGGGAGUACGGACGUGGAAAGGAUAAAGAAUCUGGAGGCUGACAAGUGUCCAGGGUUUAUAUUGUUACGGAAUACGUCUAUCGGAUAA